UGCCACUCAGAAACUCUUACGGGGUUUGACAGGAUGACAAGCAGGAAGGAUGUUUCUCUUGGAUGGGAUGGUUAGAACAAGAAGACACAGUCUCAGAAUAAGAAGUCAUCUCAGACUUGGAAGUAGAGGAAUGCCUUCACUCAGAGAGUGUGAUACUUUGGACUUUACUUCAGAAGGCAAUGGAGGCUCAGGCAUUGAGCAUAUUCAAUUUCCUAUGUUUAGGUACAUAAAUGAAGAUUGGUAAAUUGGGAAAAGCAUAAACAAGGGUUCUGGUACCUGUGUACCACACCAGAAGAUAAUCGAUGCACGUGGAGCAGUGCUGUAUUCUCUAUAUUUCAUGAUCUGCACAAAUAUUAACUGUACUGAUUAAGCAUGUGGUUCUGGAGGAUCUAUAGAGAGGCUGUAUUUCUAAUGGUUAUCAACAAUAGGCUCUAUGUUUACAAUUAUGACCCUUCCUUAUUGUCCUGGAGUUCUUUCAAUCCACCACUUCCCAUUUUAUCCUCCUUCAUUGUCUCAACUACAUCUCCACAGUCUACUUCAGAGACUGUCCUUUUGUGGUUCCUCUUCUCCCUGUCUCAAUGUUUCUGAUGGCUGCUCUUCCCGUCCUUAAAAAUCCGAAUCCAGGCAGUCUUCAGUUGUCCUGGCCACACAGCAUAAUAUCCUCCAAAGUCUCUCCUCCUUAUCCUCACUUUAAAAGUUUUCUCUGAACGUCUUUGAAUGCUUAUUGUGGUUGUCUCUUCUAAGUAAUUUGUUACCAUUCCGCGUACAUUCAACGUGAAAAGAACUCUAAUGAAAGACGUUUGAUCAGGUUAAGGCUAUGUAAAUGGCACGGCUGUUGUGACACUCCUAUAGUUUUCUAGUUGAGGGCAGAAAUCAACGCUUGCACUUUCCUGAUCUGCAUGGGUCCUGUGCCAUAUAUUGAAUCUGUGGCAAAUUACAUGAACUGUGGCCAAAGCUGGUGUUUGCAGUCGACUUUAUGCUUUACUCAAUUGUUUUUAGAUAUGUUAUGUUUGAGCAGAGGCCGUACAUAUUGGGGCUAGGUUUCACAUCUGUCACAUAUACACUCUCAUGUAAAAGAAAUGCUAUUGCGUGUAUUCAUGUGGCCGUUUCUUUUGGCUGCUCAGCUCCUUCUGCAGACAAACACCCGUUUUUAAAAGCCAAUUUUCUUUAUUGUAGUAAUGGGAGCUCGCUUUCACUUGGGUCAUUGCGCCAUCUAGCACGAUAAUCACGAAAGUACUCCUGAUUCAAAGCCUGGGGGCUCGGGCGUGGAAGAGGGGGAGUUUCAAUCUGAAAACGAAUCAUUUUUAUAAAGCUGGCGUUUCACGUUGUUUGGAACGUUCCUACUUUGCACGGCUGGCCGUCCAACAACAACUAUUUCUUCCUUUAAGGAAAGACACAGAUUCCCUACUACAGACCGUCCAGGAAGUGACAAGCCUACUUCCCUUUGCAAUUUCAGCUGAUCAGUAGUUGUGAGUGGACGGCUCCACAUCAGGAAGAGAGGGGUUUUUGUUCGAGGGAAGUGGAACAGUGCAGGAGAGGUCGGAGCGGAGGAAAGCUGCCGGCUGUCUGGACGGGAGAGUGCAGAGAAGUUCGGCAAGACUCAGAAGUAAAACUCCAAUCAGCAGAGAGCACAGCAGAAAUGAUAUGGAAUUUUUGGAGAUUUCCUCGGACUGAGUCUGCCUAAACAAGCUGUCUCAAUAACCUUCACUAAAAAAGUCAAGUUUGAGAUUCUUCAGUUCUGGCAUCCGUUGUGUCUAUCACGUAUCCAAAUAAUGUGGCUUUGCAGUGAAGAAUCCUAGUACUUAAUGAUUGAAAAAUGAGAUCUUAUUCUAGCAAGGCACAGAAUCCCAGUAGAGUAAUGAAGAGCACGACAGUAACAUUCUUGCAAUUAGCUCUCAUGUGGACCUGAAAUGGAAGAUGCAGCCUAAAAUGAUACUGACAGACGAUUGUCCCUAAUGUAGUGAAUCCAGAGAGGUGGCUAUGUUACCAUGGUGACUCUUUUAACCAAAGGUCUGGAAAACAAGGGAUUGGAUUAUGGUACAUGCAACACCUUCAACUCUGAACUGCACCAUCCAAAGAAGAUGAGUAAAGGGCCUACUCUCCUCUCAUGUGGAAUCAUGGAGGGGGAUCGAUGGAGAGACAUCAGUAGGAAGUCUCAAAUUGACCUCGAGCACACCACCAAUGAACUGGAUUCACCUUGGACUUGUUUGACCGGGUCGGAGAACUGUCAGGAGAACACAGUUUGGCCAAGUGAUUCAAAUCCAGCGUCUGCUGUGACCAGUUUAAUUAAAGACCUCAGCCUCAGUGAUCGAAAUGGCCAUCCGUCAGCACCUCCCAGCAAACGGCAAUGUCGGUCCUUGUCGUUUUCCGAUGAACUAACGAGCUGUCGGUCUCCAUGGAAACCCAGUGGGUCAAAAGUCUGGACUCCAGUUGACAAAAGACGCUGUCACAGUGGGAGCAGUGUGCAACCUUGUUCAAAUGGAGUAUCUACAAUGCAGAGGAGUUCAAGUUUUAGUCUGCCUUCAAGAUGCAAUGUCUUUUCAUUCUCGUGUGAACCCUUGGCUAGCAGUAACAGUUCUGUGUGCCCCCGGGGACAGGGCUUUUGGACCGCACCCACCUUUGGAAGGUUUCAAGAUGAUCUGCGUCCUGACUCCAGUUCAGGAGUUGUGUCCGGGGUCGAUCUACUGCGACCUCUUUCUCUCUCUCACGAGCAGAUCUCUGGGCUGGAGUUUGGCACACCGUCCCUAAAGAGUGCGUCUGCUGCAACUCCCGAACCUGUGCAGCAGACCAGCCGACUCCUCCGCUCCAGGUCACAGCCGUGUGUCCACAAUGAUCAGAAAGUUGGGAUGAAACGCCGCAGACCAGACGAAGAUCAAAGACCAUCGCUUGACCUUGCCAAGAUGACUCAGAAUCUCAGGAAUUUUCACAGCCCCAGCUCUGUGGGUACCACUGGGAAUGAUUGCUGUCAACGAGAACAGACCAUCUCACCGAGCUCAACUGCAGCAAAGACAUGGACACCACACGUCUAUGUUUCAACUCCCAUGCCAGGCACAACCCCUGCCUGUAGUCCAGAACCACAGCAUCAUGGGGACUCAGAAAAACCCUCUACUAGCAAAGGGGAAACUGGCAGAGAGAACACUGAGGUGUUUGGGGUUGUGAAGCAAAGCUGGCCAAGUGAGAAGAAUGAUAAAGACUCCUGGAGGAGGGAAGACGCUGGACAAGAUGUAUUUCAGCUGGAUGGUGAACUUGACAUUGAGCAAAUAGAAAACAACUAGCCUAUCAGGUUCUAGGAUGCAUGAGCAGAUGAGAUCUAUAAAAUUGUGCACAGUUUGCUGCAUUUUUUUGUGUUUUUUAAAUAGUGUUCCAAGGGCAUGUUAAGUCAAACAACUUCACAUCUCAGUAUGUCUAUACCUGAAUAUUCAAUUUGCCAAAAGACAGUCAGACAGUCCUGCAUCUGUUGGAGCAAACCCAAAUAGGACUGGAGGUAGUUUGUUUUUAACUACUCAUUAUACACAGAUAUAAUUGUCCGAGACAUUGAGUUUGAAGGCACGCUCAAGAAAACGUGGCCCCUCUGUUUUUUUAUCGAAGCUUACCGGUAGUAGUUUUAUAUCAAAACUGCUUCAAAUGUAGUGUGAAUGAUCUUUGCCAUUCUGAUUUAGUAAUUGACACUUUACCCAACAUUCCCCCGGCCCCCUACCCCAUCCUAACAGAUGCCAACUUUCCCAAUCCGAAACUGUGAUCUCAAUGGACUGAAGCCACAAAAGCAAUCUGUCACAUGCUGCACGUUUGCAGACUGUUUUGUUUGUGUUUUAUUUUGUUUCCUUGUACUUACCAUCUUAUUUUUAAAACUGCCCUAAUGUUUAGCUUGCUUUUUUCUUGCAACUAAACUUUGGUAUUAUCUUGCUGUGGUGAGCAAAGCAGAGCCAUUUUAGUUUUGGCUGCUGUCUUAUGUUUCCCAGCAUGUUUGUACUGCAAUACUGAGAUAUUUUCCUCUGCAAUGAGUGAAAAUAAAAUCAGGAGCAAAAUAUAUUUCUGUGUUUGCAGUGGGACUCAGUCGCUAACUCCUCCAGACAAUGCACACUGGUGCAAUGAGGCAAUUGACUGCCUACCUUGCUGUAAAUUCUGAUGGGUCUAUACCCACUGGUACCUAUAGAAUGCCAGUUGCUGAGCUCUUAACCAAUGGAUGUUUGCAACCUGACAUGAAAGAAGGGCAAGGCAGGUAGUGAGAGAUGGGAAAAUCACUUAAUAUAUAAUCAGUGGAUUUCAAAGUUAUAAGAAUUCUAUCUUUUGAACCACAAAUGAAUGGAAGUUCAUUAACUUCAGUGAAAACAUGCAGAAACCUAUGGACAGGUCUAAAAUCCAGUUGUAAAGGAAACUAUCCAGGAUUCCUAUCAUAAUCGGAAGAAUUGGCAUCUCUGGCUUGGACAACACAAAAUUCCAAUUAUCAGUUUUGUGUGUGUGUCUACUAUAGACUCAGGGUGUCCAUAAAUGGACUUUUGAACAUUUUUUAAAGAACCCACAACUUUUCUUAAUUUAUAUUAAACUUGUACAAUACAGGACAAAUGUUUUCUACUGCAAGGAUUAUUUUCUCAUACUGCAUGUAACAAAUUAUCUACAACCUCAUUCUUUGCAAUACGUUUUUAACCGGAAUUAGUUACACGGGAAGUUUAACAGUUAAUAUCAAUGCUGCUGGUUUCAGAUAGAACUUCAGAAGGCUAUUAUUGUAAGUGAGCUGGGAACGAGAUGGUGUACAGUGAGGUUACACUUCUAAAGUGUGACUGUCUUUGUUUGUUUAUUACAAUUUCUGGAAUGUCAGGAAUUCCAAGAAGAAAUGCAAGGAUGUCUAUGAAAGUAUUGACUAUUUUAAAAAUUUUUUUUCAAAUGUAGACCAAGCAAUAUUUCUGUUGAGACAGUACUACCUGCAUGUGCGAGAGAAACUGAUGGUAGCAAAAUGUGUUAUUUAAUGUGAAAGGCCUUUCAGCUCAUGGAAUGCUAUCUAGUAUGUGAUGACUCAGAAUUGAGCCAUGAAAGCCAGUGACUAAUUGUAGUUUUUCCAACCAUUAUUUGCAGCGAUAACGCAGCACUACAUAACCUGUUUGCCUUACUGUACUUUGAAAGCUUACACAGUAAAUGCUGCAGUUAUAUAUGGCUAAUCUGGACAUUUCAACUUGAUACUUAAGGGAAAUUAUGCUAGCAAAUCUCGAUGCAUACUUUGUAUGAAAAGACUGCUUAUAUACAGUGAAUGCAUGGGCUACAGUUGCUGAAAUAAAUUGGAGAACACUGCUGUAUUUCAGAAAAUUUGUAUGCAAUUCUUAACUAGAAGCAAGAAAGUCUGUGAAGAUUUGAGGCAAAUUCUAAAUCAGUAAAUCUGAUUUCUAUGAUCAGACUGUCUUCAGCAAAACUGUAUCACUUCCUGUUGUUUUACAUGGGCUGUUCUCAAUUUUCAAUAAAAAGAAACUGAAGCUAAA
This is a messenger RNA of Chiloscyllium plagiosum (whitespotted bambooshark), 5468 nucleotides long. It is a transcript of the gene fam53b, whose product is annotated as family with sequence similarity 53 member B. The record is from RefSeq and is a predicted model, not a curated record. Gene Ontology annotation, biological process: positive regulation of canonical Wnt signaling pathway; protein import into nucleus. NCBI's taxonomy places the organism in Eukaryota, Metazoa, Chordata, Chondrichthyes, Orectolobiformes, Hemiscylliidae. Gene Ontology annotation, cellular component: nucleus.